Pisolithus orientalis is the source of this 1364-nucleotide messenger RNA. RefSeq lists its product as uncharacterized. The coding region runs from base 1 to 1044 and encodes 347 amino acids. NCBI's taxonomy places the organism in Eukaryota, Fungi, Basidiomycota, Agaricomycetes, Boletales, Pisolithaceae. The transcript is spliced from 12 exons. The record is from RefSeq and is a predicted model, not a curated record.
AUGUCCACCGUACCAGAAGAGGAACUUCAAUUCGUGUACGACACCCUCUACCAGAUUCGUCUCGUCAAUUAUGUUACGCGUAAUGAAACUGGUUCUCAUCCAAUCGACGCAAUUCCCUUCAUCUGGCGGUACUACCAUAACGCAGAUGAGCCAUAUGAAUAUGUUCCCUGGCACCACAGGCUGCGUCGAAUGCUAAUUCAAGGCCUCUUCAUAUUCGGUCGUUACUACGGUCUUUUUUACCUCAUUUUGUUCUACCGUCCAAUAGCGUCCCAGUUUACAACCACCAGGGCUUCUCUAUACCUUUGCAGGGGAUUCUAUUACUAUACCAUUUUCGGUGGUGAAAUACUGUACACGACACUUGUCAAUGUUAUCCUGACGAUACGUCUGAACGUUUUGUUCCGAAUCUUCUAUGGGAUGGAGGGACUCCGAAAAUACCAAUUCUUCCUUGCCGGUGUGGUCAUCAUUGAAUAUUUGGUUGAACUGAUAAUAGGCAUCUUUUCAGCUAUAUGGGUUCGGGACCAAGUUAUUGAGCCACCCGCGGGAGUUCCUUGGCCAGGCUGCUUGCUUAGUGGGACCGUGAGUAAUGCGCUGGUGCUCCCAAGUUGGAUCACAGCAAUUCUGGUUGCGAGUUGGUCCUUUUUGCUAUCUAUGGCCCAUUGGGGAUCUUAUGCUUUUGUAGCGAUUCUCUUUGGAUGCACGCUACAUCUGCUCUUCUCAAAUAUGAGGUGGCGACUUAAGAGCUUCAGAGAUUUCACGAUCUCCAAUAUCAAAGAAGAGAUUAAGAGCCUCCAACCAACAUCACUAUUGCUGAUUAGUGAUGGUUUCUUGUUCUAUAUCCCUAUGGUUGUGCUGUUGGUUACCUCAGUUGCGGUCAACUCGGUCUACUACAACUUUCUCGCACUCGUCACCUCCCCGUUAGUUAUAGCGUUAUACUCCUUCUGCUCUUCACGAUUCAUCAUUCACACCCGAGAAACUAUUGCCAAAUCGACCAACCGCUGGCAAGUUGAGGACCUAGACCUAUCAGCAUUGUCUGACCCUUGCUAAUGACAUUGCGCGGCUCGCUGGGUAUGUGCGUGGGGCUGGCAGGUGUGUUAUUGUUCUCCGGUCGGACUUCUGCAUAUUAUAGAGUACGAUUGUAUUGGGUCCAGUGGGACGAUAUGACCUCUUGGAUCUAUGGGAAGUUGAGGACGAUCCUGUAGGGUUAAGCAUUGAUCUCACGGACAUUCACCUAAUCAUCUCAUUCCGGUCUUCUACUCAUACUAUACAUACUAUUCGGACAGUUGCACAUGCUUUUGUUUAAACAUACUUCGGUGUAUGGGACACGAUAGCCAAGUAUUUGUAUGCAUCGUGAAAACAGUCCGGCC